CCUAUCUCUCUCUCCCCCCACUGUGCAUUACUUUCUCUCUCUAGAAAAGCAGAAAAAUCUCCUCUCUCAAAUCUCUCUAGUAGAGAGAAACCAGUUACAAUUCUUCAUUUUAGCCACAGCCGGAAAAUCUAGAAAAUCAUGAGUUACUACAAUCAAAAUCAACCCCCCGUCGGCGUGCCGCCCCCGCAAGGUUACCCGCCGGAGGGGUACCCGAAGGAUGCUUAUCCGCCGGCCGGCUACCCGCCGCAAGGGUACCCGCCGCAGGGUUACCCACCCCAGGGGUACCCGCCGCAGCAGGGCUACCCGCCGCAGUACGGGCAGCCUCCGCCGCCGCAGCAGCAACAGCAAUCCGGCAGUUCCGGUUGCAUGGAAGGAUGUUUGGCUGCUCUCUGCUGUUGUUGCCUUCUGGAUGCAUGCUUCUGAUGGAGAAGAAGGAUUGAGUUGUUUAUUAAAACAGAACCAAAAAAAAAGAAAAAUUCAAGAAUUGAUAUUUGCUAUUGCCCCCCUCUUAUUUUUCCUUUUGCAUUGAGGGUUCUUGUUAAUUCUACAACUUUAGCUUUCGCCCUUUCUUUAAAUAAUAUUAUGAACCUUCACAUUGAAUUUAAGUUCUUGAUUUUCAGUUAGGAGAUUUAAAUUGCGUUUGCCCUUUUCAAUUGUGGUGUAAAUUCGUAUUCACCGGAGAUGAUUUGUCGUUUUUAA
Messenger RNA from Erythranthe guttata (spotted monkey flower), 699 nucleotides. RefSeq names its product proline-rich family protein (gene WIH2). Lineage: Eukaryota; Viridiplantae; Streptophyta; Magnoliopsida; Lamiales; Phrymaceae. The record is from RefSeq and is a predicted model, not a curated record.